GGCGACACACGCAUAUUAACGACAAUCAGAGUGCGCAUCCCAGUAAAACACCGGUACCAAGUGCGCAGUCUCAACGGAACAAUCGCUGCUAACUUUCAACAGGAGGCAGACCGUGGCUAACUUGCCCUUCUAAAAGAAUUCAUUCCGUUAAAAAAUCCUGACCUGACCCGAGAAGGUGUCGUCAACAGGCUUUUCUGCAAACAAGCACGGACACACGCAAUUUAGCAUUAAACACCAACAACACAACGCCGGAAUGUUUAACCCACACCACCACCAUCAGCAGCAGCAGCAGCAACAACAGCAACAGUUUCACCGUCACCUGCGGCAGCUUCAGCAACUGUUCCAGCAGCCCCCUCCACCGCCGCCGCCUGCGCCACCACAACCGCCUCCAUCGCACCAUGCACCCAGGCAUCAUCAUCAUCAUCACCACCAAGGAGGACGGGCCAUGGCUGUACCAGGCCCUGCUCCUCCACCUCCCCGUGUGGUCAACAUGGCCACUCGGGCCUCCAUCAUGGCCCCCAACCCAAUGUUACAAGGGGCUAUAAUGAUGCAGCAGAUGCAAGGUAGCAUGCAGGGCUUUGCAGCAGUGAGUGGGCAGCAGUUCACCCAGUUCUUUGCUGCAGGGGCCCGGUCCUCUCUCAUGGGCCCUGUACCCAUGGGCAUGUCCAUCAAGACCCCCCACAUGGGCUUCCCUGCCCGACACUACCACCCCCACUCCCGCUACUACAACAACAACAACAGCGACUAUGGGUCACGGCAGCCGGAUCGGAAGAGGGAAAAUGAGCAGAGAGCCUUGGGGAGCACAUUUAGCCGACCUGCAGCCAGCAGGACAUCAGGGGAAACCAAUGAUAAGGCUCUGAAAGAUGGAGGAGUGGGAGGGCCAGAUGGACAGGCACAGCCUUCAGUGCAACCGGAGCCUGAGGAGCCGGCAUUGAAGAAGCAGAGGACUGAGGUGUUAGAGGAGACUGUGGAGCAGCCUCCUGAGACAGGCGGGGUCCUGAGUGCAGCAGAGUGUCAAAGCCCACCGGUUGACUGCCAGCCUGGAGACUGUGUCAUUCUGGAGGAGGGUGGGAGCAUAGCUGAACCAGUGACUGCAGAGGCAAUGGAGGAGAGCAGAGCAGCCGAGGUUCAGAGUGGAGUGUCGGCCAUGCCAGCCUCUGAGCAGCUGAGUGGUGAGAGCCAGGCAUUCACUCCAGGCCUGGAGGACAUGGCAGAGGGCAAGGCUGCCCCAGGGGCAUUGGAAAGGGGGCAGGAAGAGGGCAAGGAGGGGGGUGAUGCUGCCAACAAGUUCUAUUGCUACAUCUGCACUCUGGCCUGUCACAACCAGCAGGACUUCCAGAGCCACAUGAACGGCCUGGUCCACCAGCAGAGGAUGAUGGAGAUCCAACACAUGUCCAGCGCCUGUCUGGUCACCCUGAUGCCCCGCGUCCAGGAUUCGCUGCAGGGAGGCUGCGGAGACAGCUCCUCCUUCAAGGACGGGUCAGUACUAGUGCACGUUGGUGACAGAGAGAAGAAACCCAGCCCGCAGCUUUGGUGUGCUACCUGCAAAAUCCACUACACCAGUACAGUCUUGGUGCACCGCAGGACCAGGGAGCACAAGCUGGCCAGCCGCACCUCCAAUCCUUCCUGUACCGUCUGCAAGAGGCACUUCAGGAGCCCACUCCUGUUCCUGGAGCACAUGCAGUCCCAGGGGCACAAGCAGAGAGUUGACGAGCUUCGGGAGGAGGGGGGGCCAAAGGCCUUGGCUGAACUGGUUGCCAUGGAUGCACAAGGCUGCUUUGUAGACGAUGGAGACGAGGAGGAGGAGGAGGCAUGUGAGGAGGAAGAGGGGGACGAAGAGGAAAUGGAAGAUGGCGGCGAAGGCAGCUCCCAUGGGAAGGACGUCUGGCCAACCCAGAUGGAGGUGGCUCUACUAGAGGAUGUAGAUGAAGAGGAGGAGUUUGACCCUGACACGGUGUACGGUUCUAGCUUUGUGGUUCCUGUGGCUGGGUUCCUCUGUAGACUCUGCCAGCAGUUCUACCAUUUUGAGUCCUCAGCCCGCCACUUGCACUGCAAGUCACUCAAACACUUUGAGAACCUCAAGAAGUACAGGGCCUUGCGUAGCCAGAAGGAUGGGACAGUGGAACCUACUCCCAUAGACGGUACAGACGGCGAUUCAGAGUGUGAUAGUAACCACACUGUCUCAGAUUCAAACAGCCUGCCUUCAGAGCUCCUCAGCAGCCCUGCCUUACUCCAGCCCACCAUCUCCAUCACCAGACUGAAGUCCUCCAGACCCUGCCCUGAACCCCAGAACAACACUCCCUCAGCUUCAUCCCUGAAGGACCUCACCACCACCAGCAGCUCUGUGGGGACUCCGGCUCAAGCCUCCCCAGAGAAGCAGAGCUCAGUAAACCCUGAGGACAAGGAGGAAGAGCCAACCCCAGAACAAGCACCAGUCACAGAGGAAGAGCCAAGCCCAGACCUAGCACCAGUCGCAGAGGAGGAGCCAGCACCAGUCGCAGAGGAGGAGCCAGCACCAGUCGCAGAGGAGGAGCCAGUGGCAGUUGAGGAAAAGUCAGCCCCAGUCACAGGAGAAGAAGAAGAGGCAAAGGCAGCUGCUCCAGAAGAGAAGACUGGCAAAGGGAAAGCGAAGGGCCCAUCCAAAAGGAAGUCCGGGAGGACAACACGGAGACGUUGAGGAAGAGAAAGCAGGAGAAAGGGAGGGGGAUGGAGAGUGGGAGCGGAAGAAAGAAAUAAUAUCCAGUACAAUCUCUACCCUAGGACAGGGUACAUUAGCUCAAUAGACCUGGCAACUCAAAACCGGUGAUCCUCUAACCUAUAUUUGUAGGUGUUUAGGUGUUUCAUUUUUUUAAUAACACGACUAGAUAGAAAUGACUAAUUUGCAUUCAGUGCAAAGAGAAGAGAAUUAUGCGGAAGAAAUUGUGGAUGUGUGUGUUGCUGUCAGUGUGGAAAGGGUCAAAUGAAAAUUAAGAUCUGUUUUUAGUUUAUACAUGUCGUUCUAGUUAGCUAAAUGUCUAACUUAACACAUUGUUGCCAGGUUUAGGAAGGGAGUGGUGUUUUAGUCCAGGAACCGAGUGAAUCAUUAUAGCAGGCAACUUAUCUGAAAAUAUUUGUGAUGGGGGUGGGAAUUUAAAAAGUAAAUGGUACUGUUUGAAUGUCGAGUAACUAUGAACCUUGAUUUGAUCCUAGCUUUGUUGAAGUGCUAUUGUCCUUGACAUUUUUUACACAUUCUGUGAACUGUUCUGGAGAUUUCUUUGGAUGUUAGCAGGUGAGGGGAUUAGUUAGAGGGGGGGUUUUAAAGGGGGAAAGUCUUAACUGCUUGGUCUAUUUAGCUCAGAUACACCCUGAGCUGCUGCUUUCCCCUCACUAUACUGCUAAAUACAUUUUGAAUUGACUUGUUUAGCUCUUUAACCCCUUGAUUGCUGAAACUGCCUACAUCCCACUGGUUUCGCUCCCAAUUUGCACCUGAACCUCCAUAAGGCUGUGCGAUAAGCUCAUGGUUUUGACAAGACUAAAUUAUAGAUUAUGACAGGACUCAAUUAUAGAUGUUCCUGCAAUGUUAGGAAGCAGAGCAUGAUUUUAGUGAGCUUUGAAUAUGGCUGUUCUUAACUCAUAAUGUUCUAUUAUAACAGUUGUCUAGUCUAACAGAACUUGACAACUCCUGAGACCAUAAAACGAUCAUUUUAGGUGUGGCUGGAAUAGGGAGAACACAUUGGCCUAGAAUAGAUCCUCUUUGCCAGAGUUUGUUCUCAGGAGACAACCAGUUUUAUGCGAAGUUCAGUGCGCACUCUUUUUUUUUCCCCCUCACAGUUGGAGGCAUUAGGCCUACCUAUUGCCAGCUAAUACAAUGAGGGAUAUCCAAACCCUGUCACCCCAUUUUAAUGUUAAUAUUUUAAAAAUUCCUGAACUGAAAGCAAUGUUGCAUUAACAAGCUUACGCAUCACAAACAUGACAUUGUAAAAGAGUUGUAGUUUUGUGCUGGUUUUCCAUCCUUUUUUAAACAUUGAGUUGGUACUUUUUUUCCUCACACACCGUGUACACUGGACUAGUAAGAGUCUUUUUUUUUUAGUUUAAGUGUCUGUACAAGUGACAUUGCAUGACAGUUGUCAAGGUUAUCAACAAUAUUGAAGUGGUAUGGAUGGACUUUGAGUUUUUCAUAACAAUGAGACCUGACUUGGAGAAACAAAGGCUGCGUUUAGUCAGGCAGCCCAAUACUGAUCUUUUUUCACUAAGGCCGUGUCCACAAUUGACAAUCACAUGCAACUUCUGUUAUUAGAAUAUGAAGAUGCAUUGAAACGACAGGUCUAGAUGAACAAAAGUCGCAUUGUGGUUGGAAUUGUUUAGAUCUGGCUAACUGCCUCAAUGAGUCUCUGACCAGCACCUGUGUGGAUUUCUGUCUUUUUGCAAUCAGGUUACCAAAAGUGAAUACAGUGGGCAAUGUCACAGCACGCCGCCCACAAAUCUCCAGAAAAUGUAUGUUUUGGCAGCAAGAGACACCUUUUUUCAUUAAAUGUUGAUUAACUGGAGGAAAUGCGUUCCUAGCAUGAGGAAUGUGUUUGCUGGCUUCAUAAAUGUUAGCCCACCAGCUUAUUUGGAAAAACAAUUUUUGGUUUGGAGUUAUAACCUGUUAGCCAGCAAGCAAAGCUAAAAGGGAUUGCAAACUAGCUACUGCCAUCAAGUUGUCAGAUUUAGCCUGUUCCAGCAUUUGAAGAAAAAUGGAAUCCUGUGACACAAUGUGGACGUGUUUGGAAUUCAAUGAUCAGAAUACAAACGUUGCAUGAACUGUCAAGUCUAGACACGGUCUAAUUGGUCUUUAAACCAAUCAGCUCUGAAAAAUAUCUGAUGUGAAAAAAAAUCGGUGGUUAGUCACAAUACCAAUUUAGUGGGGGG
This is a messenger RNA of Oncorhynchus mykiss (rainbow trout), 4890 nucleotides long. The record is from RefSeq and is a predicted model, not a curated record. Lineage: Eukaryota; Metazoa; Chordata; Actinopteri; Salmoniformes; Salmonidae.